AUGUUAAGCUACCCUGUAGCUGCUCUGUCCAAUCUGCCAGCCUUCUCCGCCUUUCAAGAUGUACUCCCGCAGGAUUCGACUUGUGCUUUGAUCUCGUAUCCAGUGUACCGGCGCUCGCCUUACUGUGACCCAUGUCGAUGGUCUCCAACGGGAUGGCCCGCUUAUCAAGAGAUGUUCCAAAUCAUGCUUGGUCAGGCUGCCGGGUCUACCGAAGCGCCCGUCUUCUCAAUUAACCUUCUUCAUGAGCGCAGCAACGUGAACUAUCUCUUUAACAUUAAGGUCCUCCGGGGACGCCACAUAGAGGUCCAGCAUAGACAACAACGCCUGCUAGUAUUUCAUCUUCACAACCCUUCAAAACAUCCCCUCGAUGGCGAAGACACAGUGUCGAUGAACGUGCGGAUAGCGAGGAGAAUCGGCGACUGCUCUCGUCCGCCGCCACCGCCGCUUAUGGUUGCAAGGAUUGGUGCUGAGGCUGCUGAAGUACGGGUUGCUGGUGCAGAGUUGCUAGGGCAGAGGGAGGACGAGGAUAGCUGUGGGGGUGGAAAUGCUCUCCGAGGGGGCCGUGGUGGCGGACAUGGCGGAGGUCGAAGGAAAGGUCGAGGCAAGGGAUCAGUCGAAGCGAAGGAGAAGUUCGGAGCCGAGGAAGAGUUGGAAGGACAGGUAGAGGGAGACGCGGAGAGAGACGUGCAGAGAGAGGUCAAGGUUGAGGCCGAGGCCAAGUUUUCCACACAAGGCGGAAGAACCAAUGAAAAAAGACGGAAGAAAAGUCUGCCAAAAACAGAGCGUCCAGAGCCAGUUGGACAAGUUUCAAAUAACUCUCCGGCCCGAAGGCCUAAGAGAGGGUGUCCUUCGAAGUCAACUCGCGAUAGUGCAAUGCGAGCGACGGACUGGUGCUUCAUACCCAAAGGCAGAGAGCGCGUCCAAAAAGGACCGGUUCCAAAUAUUCCCCGGAACGUAUACACCGACGGGAAUCUGCCCCUCUCUGGGCACCUCUCCUUGACGCAAUGUCCCCACUUGGCCGGUCGGGGAUACCCAGUGCUUCUGAGGCGAAGACAACCGUUGUUCCCCCUGCCUUUGGUCAGCCGCUGUGGUUACUCGGCUCCUCCCUUACGGAGUGCUUGCACGUGUAUACACGCAUCCGCACCCCCCGAGUAA
This is a messenger RNA of Mytilinidion resinicola, 1155 nucleotides long. RefSeq lists its product as uncharacterized. NCBI's taxonomy places the organism in Eukaryota, Fungi, Ascomycota, Dothideomycetes, Mytilinidiales, Mytilinidiaceae. Bases 1 to 1155 code for a protein of 384 amino acids. The record is from RefSeq and is a predicted model, not a curated record. The transcript has 5 exons.